Molecule: messenger RNA, 1442 nt
Organism: Oryza brachyantha (malo sina)
Lineage: Eukaryota; Viridiplantae; Streptophyta; Magnoliopsida; Poales; Poaceae
Product: protein PIN-LIKES 7-like
Exons: 10
Coding region: 1-1251 (416 amino acids)
Biological process (GO): endoplasmic reticulum to cytosol auxin transport
Cellular component (GO): membrane
Source: RefSeq, a predicted model, not a curated record
AUGGGUUUCUUGGCAUUGCUUCUGGUGGCCUCUAUGCCAGUUGUCCAGGUCCUACUCAUAGGUGUUGUUGGAGCUUUUCUCGCUUCUGGUUACAGCAAGAUCCUAACUUCAAGUGCUCUAAGUGACAUGAACAAGAUUGUUUUCACUGUCUUCACACCAUCUUUGAUGUUUGUUAGCCUGGCCAAGACGGUCACUCUUUCUGAUGUCAUUUCUUGGUGGUUUAUGCCAAUUAACAUAGGAAUCACAUUCAUGGCUGGUGGUACUCUAGGUUGGAUAGCAUGUAAAAUCUUGAAACCACCACAGCAUUUCAGAGGAAUGAUCAUUGCCUUCUGCUCAGCAGGAAACCUUGGAAACUUGCUCUUGAUUGUUGUUCCAGCAGUCUGUGACGAAGACGGCAACCCGUUCGGAAAAGACAGCAGCCGUUGCCGCUCUCUUGGGCUCUCCUACUCAUCACUGUCCAUGGCUCUUGGUGGCUUGUACAUAUGGACGCAUACAUACAGCCUUAUGAAGAAGAGGCACCAGCCUGACAGCAUUCAGUGCCCAGCCGACAGUGACGAAGAAUGUCAAGCACAGAAGGUCAAAGCGAAUGGUGAAGCUGCCGAUGCCGAUGAGGAGACGCCUCUUCCGUUGUCAGCUAAAAUAGAUGAACAAAAUGAAGAGAAACAAAUGGAAGCUCCACUGCUCACUUGCAAGGGCGAGGUUGCUAAGAAAGGUUCAUGGACAAACCUGAAGGAAACCAUUCACCACGUUGUCGAGGAGCUGACGGCACCAGCAACUCUAUCUGCAAUACUUGGAUUUGUUGUUGGCCUAGUCCCAUGGCUGAAAUCUCUUGUCAUCGGCGAUAAUGCCCCGCUCAAAGUCAUCCAAGAUUCCAUCCAGCUAAUGGGCAAUGGCACAAUUCCUUGCGUCACCCUCAUCCUAGGUGGCAAUCUGACAAAAGGGCUACGGAAAUCGGAGCUGAAGCGGACGGUGAUCAUCACGAUCGUCUGCAUCCGCUACGUGAUCCUCCCGCUGGUCGGGAUCGCGGUGGUCCGCGCUGCGCAUGGCGUCGGAUUCCUGCCCCACGACCCGCUCUACCGCUACGUGCUCAUGAUGCAGUUCGCGCUGCCACCUGCAAUGACCAUUGGAACCAUGGCUCAGCUGUUCGAUGUUGCCCAAGAGGAAUGCUCGGUGAUCUUCCUGUGGACUUACCUCGUUGCUUCCAUUGCACUCACGACAUGGUCGACGGUAUUCAUGUCCAUCCUGUCUUGAGGUCAAGGUCGACGACGACGACGACCAAAUCUGCUCUUGGAAGUAUUGGGUUAAGUGCAGUGGUCAAUUCUCAGCUCAAAAUGAAGGGGUUGGAGACACUAAGGGCAUGUUUGUUUCCAAGCAACUUUUUUUACUCCAUGUCACAUCGAAUGUUUAGAUACUAAUUAGAUAUAUUAAAUAUAGACUAUUAA